GAGGAUAGCCAUGCCUUAAAUAAAGAACGUUUGACAGCAGAGCAAAGUGACGUAUUGUAUUAGUUGCUUGAUUCGAUGCUUUCUUUCUAAAUACUUUGUAAGCCGAUUGCCGAAUGCGAUGCGUUGUUUGAAAUCAUAUUUUGUUACAUUUUAAAAUAAUAUAACUUUGUGUAGUGUAGAGUUAUUAAACAGUCAUCAUGGUGAAGCUAACAACGGAGUUGAUUAACAACUCCAUGCAAUACAUGAAUGCGUGCAGAGACCGUGAAUUGGAUUUAAGAGGAUAUAAGAUACCACAAAUAGAGAACAUGGGUGCCACACUAGACCAGUUUGAUACAAUAGACUUCUCCGACAAUGACGUCAGAAAGCUAGACGGAUUCCCUCUGUUGAAGAGAUUGAAAUGUCUGCUGUUAAAUAAUAACAGAAUAGUGAGAAUAGGUGAGAACCUAGAGCAGUACCUUCCGAACCUGGAGUCUCUGAUCCUCACCAACAACCACCUCCAGGAGCUGGGAGACCUGGACCCGCUGGCCACGCUGCCCAAACUCACCUCACUGUCACUACUGCACAAUCCUGUUGCUAAUAAACAACAUUACAGAGCCUAUGUUGCAUUUAAAUUACCGGAGCUAAGACUUCUGGACUUCCGAAAGAUCAAGCAGAAGGAAAGGGACGAAGCUAACACUCUGUUCAAGAGCAAGAAAGGGAAAGAGAUGCAAAAGGAAAUCCAGAAGAAGGCCAAAACCUUUGUUCCCGGAGGAAAUAUGCCUGAUCCUAAAGUUACCAACCUCACUCCCCAAGAGAUCCACAAGAUCCGAGAGGCGAUCAAGAACGCGUCGUCUCUGCAAGAGGUGGAGAAGUUGACGAGAAUGUUGCAGUCGGGGCAGAUCCCCGGACAGAAGCCACUGCCUCCUCCCUCCAACAAUAAUGUCCCACAAGCGGAAGAGGAAGAAAUGGAGACAGAACAUACAAAUGGGCAGUAAGAAACUAGAUCUAACAAGCAGUGUUUUCCUUUUAUAUUAUUUUAAGAAGAGUAACAAAUUACUUUACUCUAUUCUUUUACUUUCCCUAGAUGUUAAGAGCUGAUGCUACACAGAUACUAAAAUUAAGGUGGAAUCUACAGAUAACUAUAAGUACUAAGCAAUUUACGAGUCGUUAAUAUACUGAUUCAUUUAAUUUGCUAGAAAGAACGAUACUACACACAAGGGUUUACUAAAGAACAGAUAUUACUGUAGGUAUUUAAGCUAAAGAACAGAUAGAUACUAUUCAGUAUUGUGUUUGAUCGUAUUAUGCCCGUUUUAUGGUGUAAAUUCAUUCCGAAAUAAAUUCAAACUUGUCAUAAAAAAUU
Plutella xylostella (diamondback moth) is the source of this 1339-nucleotide messenger RNA. It is a transcript of the gene U2A, whose product is annotated as small nuclear ribonucleoprotein polypeptide A'-like U2A. Gene Ontology annotation, molecular function: protein binding; U2 snRNA binding. NCBI's taxonomy places the organism in Eukaryota, Metazoa, Arthropoda, Insecta, Lepidoptera, Plutellidae. Gene Ontology annotation, cellular component: U2 snRNP. The record is from RefSeq and is a predicted model, not a curated record. Gene Ontology annotation, biological process: mRNA splicing, via spliceosome.